Arabidopsis thaliana (thale cress) is the source of this 1121-nucleotide messenger RNA. Its product is annotated as Plant basic secretory protein (BSP) family protein. NCBI's taxonomy places the organism in Eukaryota, Viridiplantae, Streptophyta, Magnoliopsida, Brassicales, Brassicaceae. The record is from RefSeq and is marked reviewed. Bases 129 to 806 code for a protein of 225 amino acids. The transcript has a single exon.
AGAAAAGGUCUUUGAUUGACCAAUCACCAUCUUGAUUAUUUUUCUCACAAAUCCAUUUAUUUUCUCUAUAAAUACAUCCAUCUAAAUCAAAACAGAUCAUUGUCCCAAAAUACAAGCAAAAUACAAAGAUGACGUUUCACAAAAUCUUUUUUGUAAUCUCUCUGAUGCUCGUUGUCUCAUUAGUUAAUGCUGUUGACUACUCGGUCGUCGACAAUUCCGGUGACUCUACCGGAGGAAGGAGAUUCCGGGGAGAGAUCGGUGGCAUAAGCUACGGCACACAGACACUAAGAUCUGCGACAGACUUUGUGUGGCGUUUGUUCCAACAAACCAACCCUUCAGACAGAAAGUCAGUUACAAAGAUCACACUGUUCAUGGAGAACGGUGACGGAGUAGCGUACAACUCUGCAAACGAGAUACAUUUCAACGUGGGAUAUCUCGCGGGUGUAUCGGGAGAUGUAAAGAGGGAAUUUACCGGUGUAGUUUAUCAUGAGGUGGUCCAUUCUUGGCAGUGGAACGGUGCGGGUCGGGCUCCGGGUGGGCUUAUCGAAGGGAUAGCGGAUUACGUGAGGCUGAAAGCGGGUUACGCUCCAAGUCAUUGGGUCGGGCCUGGUCGUGGUGAUAGGUGGGAUCAAGGUUAUGACGUUACCGCGAGGUUCUUGGAUUAUUGUAACGGUUUGAGGAAUGGGUUUGUGGCCGAGCUGAACAAGAAGAUGAGGAAUGGUUAUAGUGAUGGCUUCUUCGUUGAUUUGCUUGGGAAAGACGUGAAUCAAUUAUGGAGAGAGUACAAGGCCAAGUAUGGUCAAUGAAUACAAACGAUACAAAAUAAUCUCAAUAUGGUAAUGAAAAUAAAAUAAAAUGGUGAAUAAAAUGAAAAAUAUGGUGUUGUUAAGUUUCUAUUGGAAAACACAUACAUUACACUCUUUGUAUUAAAAUAUAAGCUCUUGCUAAAAAUGGUAUUGUAUGUUUAGUCAAAGAAAAUAUAUUGGGGGUUGAUUUAGAACGUUAUGUCACUGUUUAUUCGUAAUCGUGGCCGAAUAAAAACUCUUUCUUGUAAUUGUCCAUUAAGGUAUGUGAGAAGAAAAAAGAAGUAAAAUCUAUGGGAAUAUAAAGUUAACGUCUCG